Homo sapiens (human) is the source of this 12353-nucleotide messenger RNA. It is a transcript of the gene CHL1, whose product is annotated as cell adhesion molecule L1 like. The transcript has 29 exons. The coding region runs from base 4973 to 8647 and encodes 1224 amino acids. Gene Ontology annotation, biological process: negative regulation of neuron apoptotic process. Gene Ontology annotation, molecular function: protease binding. NCBI's taxonomy places the organism in Eukaryota, Metazoa, Chordata, Mammalia, Primates, Hominidae. The record is from RefSeq and is a predicted model, not a curated record. Gene Ontology annotation, cellular component: plasma membrane; membrane; dendrite.
GCAGAACCCAGGAAGGGAGCAGAGGCGAGAGCCAGCCUCCGGCAGGAGGGCGUAGACCCCGGUGCCAGCCAGAACGGCUCCAGCCUUCCCGCGGCCAGAGAGCCAGCGGCGGGAGGGGACGGGCGGGACCUCCGCGGACAGCCCCGGGUGCGGACCAGCGGGCAGCGGCCGGCGAGACCCUCCCUGGAUCCGCCCAGAGCUUACCGGACCCUGCGCGCCCCCGUCCCGGCUCCCGGCCGGCUCGGGGGAGAAGGCGCCCGAGGGGAGGCGCCGGACAGAUCGCGUUUCGGAGGCGGCGCAGUAAGAAGAAUUGAAAAAUAAUUCACAGAGAAUUGAUUCCCAUGAUGCGUUCACCUAUGUCCUGCUCAGAACACAUCUAGGAUCAUUUCAGCGCUGAUAGACUGUUCAAGGAGAUGCAGCCUAACUCAAGAAAAAUUCAUCAUGCUCCUCCUCUUUCCUUCUCCAGUUUUGUUCCCACAUAUGAACAUUAAAUGAAAAUUUAUGAAGUUCCUGCUGAGUGAAAAUCACUGCUGGAUAGGUGAAUUCCAAGAUGAAAUAGAUAGACUUUCUGGCCUGAAGUUGCUUACUGUUACCACUGAAUAUAUGCCCAUAAAAUAUUAAAAUAGACCUAAAUGCCUUUUCUGAGGUCUGGAACUCUCAAAGUGUUGUGAGCCUCCAAUCUAAUUAAAGAACUCACUCAAGUAUAAUGCAAAAUAGAGGAUGAAAAAUGCCAUACGAAUGUAUAGAUAAUGUUUUAUGGGAGAUUAGAAUAGAGAAAGAUUAUUUCCAGCUUGUGCACUGUUAAAAGUCAUUAGGAAAGAGGUAGAAUUUGGAAAGCAAAGAAGAGAUUGCAUUGCAAAGAAGACAUUCAAUUGCAAUGAUUAUUUCUCUGAAGCAAAAUAAGUGUUCAAGCCCAAUUUAAUGAGCAAUUAAUUUUUAGCAAUAUUUUCCACAUGUUCAUAAUCUAGUACCAUUUGAAAAAACUUUCUGAUGUGAAAAAAAUGUGAUUUAAAUACCUGUCUCAAGUUCUGAAAGGCUUCCUCACAUAUUAUAAAACAGGAGCCCUCCCUAAUUUGAGUCAGGUUAGAGAAAGCCAAACAUAGGUGGAAUAUGGAUACCUUUACUACAACUACAUUUGGGGAGUCAACCUAAUGCUUGCUUAAUCGCUUCACAGAAAGAUUGAGGAAGGCAGUGAUAUCCAGUAUCAUCAUAGGGCUCUUUGGUGCCAAUAAUCUAUUGAGGUGCUUUUCGAUUGUGAGACGACCAAGAAAUUAGCUGAUCCCAGCAGAAAAACAGAGCUCCUUCCUUACUUUUCAGCUGCGUUAAUUUCUUCUCUACGUUUCAGAGUACUGCUAAUUCCAUCCACUGAUCCCUUCUAGGGCCUGGUUUUCAGUCCUAGGCACUCAGGUAAGGCUAUUCUCUAGACACAAUAUGCAUGUGAAACAAAAAAAGAGAAAAGUAAUAAUGACUUCAAAUAUUAGGAUCUGACUAUGAAAUAUCAGAUCUUUUAACUCUUGUAUUCAUGUAACCUUCCUACAUUUUUCAAGUGAAAAUAUUUCCUACAUUUUUUAAGAGACAUCAGUGUUACGUGCUACGUUAUCAAUAUUAUUUUCUUAUUGGCCAUGGAAAUGCUUAAAUAAUUGACUUGACUUGUUAAAUCUAUUUUAUACAUUGCAUUUUAAUUACAUUUAUAAUUUUAAGAAACUUCACUUUUUAGAAAGAUAUAGACAUGAAUACCCUUGGUAUUAAUUAGUAGUAGAUGUCCUUACUUCUGAUAGCCCUUACAUAAUGUAUCCCUCUCUAUGAGUGCUGUAGAUUUUUCACUUAUAUCUACAAAUACAGAAGAUAUAACUUAUUAAAAGUUCAAUAGGAAUAAGUCCUCAUGUUAUGAGAGAGUAUAAAGCAAUAGUUAGAGUGAUGUGAAAUAUUAUAACUCUGUCUUCUGGAAUUAUUCCUUGAAAAGAUUAAUUAUGUAUGCCUAAUGAGAUAACAGUGACAAGGUAUAAUUUAGAGAUUAUAAAGCUGAGAAUUGAAAUGCCUAGCAUGUGCACGUGCACACACACACACACACACACACACACGUAACUGCUCUUUUGCAAAUCUUCAUCACAUCAAUUGUGUUGAAUCCAUUCUCUUAGGCUAUACAUUCUCAUGCUAGCAAAAUGAAAACUUGAAAGUAAUAUGUUGAAGAGAUACUAUGUUGAAGAGAUUCCCAUGUUGAUUGCAGCAUUAUUUACAAUAGCCAAGAUAUAGAAUCAACCUAAGUGUCCAUCAACAGAUGAAUAAAGAAAAUGUGGUGUAUAUAUACACAAUUGAAUAGUACUCAGCCAUAAUAAGAAUGAAAUCCUGUCAUUGUGGUAACAUGGAUGAAUCUAGAGGACAAUAUGCUAAGUGAAAUAAGCAAGGCACAGAAAGACUAAUAUCCCACGUUCUCACUCAUUUGUGGAGUCUGAAAAAGCUGAUGUCACAAAAGUACAGAGUUAUUAGUGACUCCGGAAUGUAUCAAGGAGGGGAGGAUAGGAAGAGAUUGGUCAAUGACAUAAAAUUACAAUUAGACAGGAGAAAUAAGUUCUGGUGUUCUAUAGCAUAGUUGGGUGACUAUAGUAAACAGUAUUAUAGUUUGUAUUUCCAAAUAACUAGAAGAGAGGAUCCUGAGUUCUCACCACAAAGAAAUAAUGUUUCAGGAGACGGAUAUGCGAAAGCCAAUGUACACAUGUAUCCAAUCAUUAUGAUGUACUCCAUAGAUGUGUGUACUUAUUGUGUAUCAAUUAAAAACACAAUUCAAAAAUUGUCAUGGGUUUGCUCUUUUUUUUUGCAUUACAAAGUGACAUCUAUUUCUUGACUACAUGCUAGGUGAUUAAUUAUAAAAUGGCUCUGUGCAUUGAAGCAUCUCUUUCAAGAGCUUUACAACCUGACUUUUGGGAAAGAUACAUUGUAUCUUUUGAAUGAUUCAAUAGUGAAAUUUAUUUCUGAGUUUACCAUUUUGUGAUUUCUGAAUUUUUUCACUUUCAGCAUUUCCACUAGUGUUUUAUUUACUGGUUCCACAAAUCAGUCAGUUUCAUCAAAUUUGCCAACUGCAAGCCUAAACCAUUGGAAAUUGGCAUAAUGAAUGUUCUGAGUGAGAAUAUAUAUGUUAUUAGGAAUAUUUUAAAUAUAAGAAAAUGUGAUACAAACCUGGCUGCCAAAAUAUGGCAAAAAUGUAAACAAAAAUUGAUGUGUAAAAAAUACCACUGUAUUUAAAAGGGAUAAAACUAAUCAGAUAGUAUUUUAAAGCUGAUGUCUUGAUGGCACAAUUUUAAAUUGAAGUGCUAUGGGGGAUAUUGUCUUACUGGUAUUUGCAGUUUGGGCUCAAAAAACCAGAAACUAUAUCUUUAAGGGUGUUUAACAGAAUAAUUCUAAAUAUUAUAGUUUUCUCUUUCCUUUUUGUUGUCCUGUGAUUUUAACUUUGACAUUCUUAUGUGACAAUUGAAAAAGUCUCUUCACUUUUGUGUAUUCUUUCUAAUGUGAUCAGGAGAAUUAAAAUGAACAUUUUCUUUCAUAAAGCUGAGAGUUAAUUCUGAAACGUUGUACCAGAAUACUUUUAUGAAUGAAAGACUAGCCUUUGAACCCUAGGAGAGUCAACUCUACACCAACCCUGUCUAUUAAAAAAAGUCUGUGCUUACAGAUGUCUUGUGUGAGAUGUGGCUUUACCAAAAGUAUCUGAACUUCAAAUUUCUCCUAUCACUGCCAACUACCCAUGGGUAUUGGCAAUAUAUUUGGUAGACUUAUUUCUUCUGUAGGCAUAUGAUGCCAUGGCCAAAGUGAACUCUACAUUUUUAAGAGAGGCUGCUAAAUAUGGCCAAUCACAACAGAAAACUAGCAUUUCUCCAAUUUGGCAGUGGUUUCUGGAUGGCACACCCAGACUUACUUCCUUAAGCAAUGCUGAUAUAUGGAAAUGCCAUGAUAGAGGCUCAGAAGCUAACACUGAAUUCAGCAGUGCAGAAAAACUCCAAAUCAUGUGGUUCUUCUUUGUCAAUAUUUUCACUAAGGCAGCAUAAGAUAUUAAAUCACCUGGAAUUAGUUAUGUGCCAUUUCAGCAACCUUUUGUGCUCAGUCUGCUACAAGCUGCUUGUGCUGAUUAGCAGUUUAAAAGUCUGCAGGGGAAGGAAAUUUUCAGUAGCUUGAUUUUCCCCCACCCUUUGGUCCUGUGUGCAUUGGGGAAGAAAUUACCUUCUGUGCAAUUCCUGAAUAAUUUGGUUUGAUUAUUAAUAGAUUCAUGCUGAAAAAAGAACAAUAACAGAAAAAAAAUUACCCAUGGGGUUGCAGCUGUGCUCCCAGAUACAAAACAGGGAAAGAAAACAGGUCUCUCCAAGCAAAGGGUAUAUGUGUAUACGUGUGUGUGCAUGUGUAGCUCUGAUUCUAAGAAGCCAUUGGUUCAUUUAUUCAUGCAUCAAAUAUUUAUUGAGCUGCGAACAAAUCCCAGGCACUGUGAGGAAGACAGAUUUCCUGCCCUCCCAGAGUUGCCAUUACUAAGAAUGUUAGCCAAUAAAUAAAUCUUUACGGGAAAGAAACAAAGGACUGUGAUAGAAAAAAAUGGGAGGAGAAACUUACUUUAGAAAGGAUUAUCUGAGAAGGUGCCUUUCACGCUGAGCCAGAAAGGGAAGAAGGCAAACAGGAAAAGAGCCAGAAGAGCAGAGUUCCCAGCAGAGGGGAAGCAAGUGGAGAGGCGGUGUGGAGGAAUCAAUUUGGCCCCAUCUGGAAUGGACAGAAGGCUAGAACCUGCAGUGCAGUGAGUGUGGGAGAAACCAGCUGGCACAAGGUGCUGUAAACUGCAAACCAUAAUCCUGUCUUAAUACUGCAAACAAAUCAUAGUGGAACUAAGGGGAACUUAAUUUACUGUUUCCAGGUUAACUAAGGUCUCAGCUGUAAACCAAAAGUGAGAGGAGACAUUAAGAUUUUCAUUCUUACCGGGUUGUCUUCUUCCUGAAGAGCAAUGGAGCCGCUUUUACUUGGAAGAGGACUAAUCGUAUAUCUAAUGUUCCUCCUGUUAAAAUUCUCAAAAGCAAUUGAAAUACCAUCUUCAGUUCAACAGGUUCCAACAAUCAUAAAACAGUCAAAAGUCCAAGUUGCCUUUCCCUUCGAUGAGUAUUUUCAAAUUGAAUGUGAAGCUAAAGGAAAUCCAGAACCAACAUUUUCGUGGACUAAGGAUGGCAACCCUUUUUAUUUCACUGACCAUCGGAUAAUUCCAUCGAACAAUUCAGGAACAUUCAGGAUCCCAAACGAGGGGCACAUAUCUCACUUUCAAGGGAAAUACCGCUGCUUUGCUUCAAAUAAACUGGGAAUCGCUAUGUCAGAAGAAAUAGAAUUUAUAGUUCCAAGUGUUCCAAAAUUCCCAAAAGAAAAAAUUGACCCUCUUGAAGUGGAGGAGGGAGAUCCAAUUGUCCUCCCAUGCAAUCCUCCCAAAGGCCUCCCACCUUUACACAUUUAUUGGAUGAAUAUUGAAUUAGAACACAUCGAACAAGAUGAAAGAGUAUACAUGAGCCAAAAGGGAGAUCUAUACUUCGCAAACGUGGAAGAAAAGGACAGUCGCAAUGACUACUGUUGCUUUGCUGCAUUUCCAAGAUUAAGGACUAUUGUACAGAAAAUGCCAAUGAAACUAACAGUUAACAGUUUAAAGCAUGCUAAUGACUCAAGUUCAUCCACAGAAAUUGGUUCCAAGGCAAAUUCCAUCAAGCAAAGAAAACCCAAACUGCUGUUGCCUCCCACUGAGAGUGGCAGUGAGUCUUCAAUUACCAUCCUCAAAGGGGAAAUCUUGCUGCUUGAGUGUUUUGCUGAAGGCUUGCCAACUCCACAGGUUGAUUGGAACAAAAUUGGUGGUGACUUACCAAAGGGGAGAGAAACAAAAGAAAAUUAUGGCAAGACUUUGAAGAUAGAGAAUGUCUCCUACCAGGACAAAGGAAAUUAUCGCUGCACAGCCAGCAAUUUCUUGGGAACAGCCACUCACGAUUUUCACGUUAUAGUAGAAGAGCCUCCUCGCUGGACAAAGAAGCCUCAGAGUGCUGUGUAUAGCACCGGAAGCAAUGGCAUCUUGUUAUGUGAGGCUGAAGGAGAACCUCAACCCACAAUCAAGUGGAGAGUCAAUGGCUCCCCAGUUGACAAUCAUCCAUUUGCUGGUGAUGUUGUCUUCCCCAGGGAAAUCAGUUUUACCAACCUUCAACCAAAUCAUACUGCUGUGUACCAGUGUGAAGCCUCAAAUGUCCAUGGAACUAUCCUUGCCAAUGCCAAUAUUGAUGUUGUGGAUGUCCGUCCAUUGAUACAAACCAAAGAUGGAGAAAAUUACGCUACAGUGGUUGGGUACAGUGCUUUCUUACAUUGCGAGUUCUUUGCUUCACCUGAGGCAGUCGUGUCCUGGCAGAAGGUGGAAGAAGUGAAACCCCUGGAGGGCAGGCGGUAUCAUAUCUAUGAAAAUGGCACAUUGCAGAUCAACAGAACCACCGAAGAAGAUGCUGGGUCUUACUCAUGUUGGGUAGAAAAUGCUAUAGGAAAAACUGCAGUCACAGCCAAUUUGGAUAUUAGAAAUGCUACAAAACUUAGAGUUUCUCCUAAGAAUCCUCGUAUCCCCAAAUUGCAUAUGCUUGAAUUACAUUGUGAAAGCAAAUGUGACUCACAUUUGAAACACAGUUUGAAGUUGUCCUGGAGUAAAGAUGGAGAAGCCUUUGAAAUUAAUGGCACAGAAGAUGGCAGGAUAAUUAUUGAUGGAGCUAAUUUGACCAUAUCUAAUGUAACUUUAGAGGACCAAGGUAUUUACUGCUGUUCAGCUCAUACUGCUCUAGACAGUGCUGCCGAUAUAACUCAAGUAACUGUUCUUGAUGUUCCGGAUCCACCAGAAAACCUUCACUUGUCUGAAAGACAGAACAGGAGUGUUCGGCUGACCUGGGAAGCUGGAGCUGACCACAACAGCAAUAUUAGCGAGUAUAUUGUUGAAUUUGAAGGAAACAAAGAAGAGCCUGGAAGGUGGGAGGAACUGACCAGAGUCCAAGGAAAGAAAACCACAGUUAUCUUACCUUUGGCUCCAUUUGUGAGAUACCAGUUCAGGGUCAUAGCCGUGAACGAAGUAGGGAGAAGUCAGCCUAGCCAGCCGUCAGACCAUCAUGAAACACCACCAGCAGCUCCAGAUAGGAAUCCACAAAACAUAAGGGUUCAAGCCUCUCAACCCAAGGAAAUGAUUAUAAAGUGGGAGCCUUUGAAAUCCAUGGAGCAGAAUGGACCAGGCCUAGAGUACAGAGUGACCUGGAAGCCACAGGGAGCCCCAGUGGAGUGGGAAGAAGAAACAGUCACAAACCACACAUUGCGGGUGAUGACGCCUGCUGUCUAUGCCCCUUAUGAUGUCAAGGUCCAGGCUAUCAAUCAACUAGGAUCUGGGCCUGACCCUCAGUCAGUGACUCUCUAUUCUGGAGAAGACUAUCCUGAUACAGCUCCAGUGAUCCAUGGGGUGGACGUUAUAAACAGUACAUUAGUUAAAGUUACCUGGUCAACAGUUCCAAAGGACAGAGUACAUGGACGUCUGAAAGGCUAUCAGAUAAAUUGGUGGAAAACAAAAAGUCUGUUGGAUGGAAGAACACAUCCCAAAGAAGUGAACAUUCUAAGAUUUUCAGGACAAAGAAACUCUGGAAUGGUUCCUUCCUUAGAUGCCUUUAGUGAAUUUCAUUUAACAGUCUUAGCCUAUAACUCUAAAGGAGCUGGUCCUGAAAGUGAGCCUUAUAUAUUUCAAACACCAGAAGGAGUACCUGAACAGCCAACUUUUCUAAAGGUCAUCAAAGUUGAUAAAGACACUGCCACUUUAUCUUGGGGACUACCUAAGAAAUUAAAUGGAAACUUAACUGGCUAUCUUUUGCAAUAUCAGAUAAUAAAUGACACCUACGAGAUUGGAGAAUUAAAUGAUAUUAACAUUACAACUCCAUCAAAGCCCAGCUGGCACCUCUCAAACCUGAAUGCAACUACCAAGUACAAAUUCUACUUGAGGGCUUGCACUUCACAGGGCUGUGGAAAACCGAUCACGGAGGAAAGCUCCACCUUAGGAGAAGGGAGUAAAGGUAUCGGGAAGAUAUCAGGAGUAAAUCUUACUCAAAAGACUCACCCAAUAGAGGUAUUUGAGCCGGGAGCUGAACAUAUAGUUCGCCUAAUGACUAAGAAUUGGGGCGAUAAUGAUAGCAUUUUUCAAGAUGUAAUUGAGACAAGAGGGAGAGAAUAUGCUGGUUUAUAUGAUGACAUCUCCACUCAAGGCUGGUUUAUUGGACUGAUGUGUGCGAUUGCUCUUCUCACACUACUAUUAUUAACUGUUUGCUUUGUGAAGAGGAAUAGAGGUGGAAAGUACUCAGUUAAAGAAAAGGAAGAUUUGCAUCCAGACCCAGAAAUUCAGUCAGUAAAAGAUGAAACCUUUGGUGAAUACAGUGACAGUGAUGAAAAGCCUCUCAAAGGAAGCCUUCGGUCCCUUAAUAGGGAUAUGCAGCCUACUGAAAGUGCUGACAGCUUAGUCGAAUACGGAGAGGGAGACCAUGGUCUCUUCAGUGAAGAUGGAUCAUUUAUUGGUGCCUACGCUGGAUCUAAGGAGAAGGGAUCUGUUGAAAGCAAUGGAAGUUCUACAGCAACUUUUCCCCUUCGGGCAUAAACACAACAUAUGUAAGCAACGCUACUGGUUCACCCCAACCUUCCAUAUUUAUCUGUUCAAAGGAGCAAGAACUUUCAUAUAGGAAUAGAAACAUGCUGGCCGAAGAUUUCAUCCAGAAGUCAACAUCCUGCAAUUAUGUUGAAAAGAGUAGUACUUUCUUCAAAAUAUAAAAUGCCAAGCACUUCAGGCCUAUGUUUUGCUUAUAUUGUUUUCAGGUGCUCAAAAUGCAAAACACAAAACAAAUCCUGCAUUUAGAUACACCUCAACUAAAUCCAAAGUCCCCAUUCAGUAUAUUCCAUAUUUGCCUGAUUUUACUAUUCGGUGUGUUUGCAUAGAUGUUGCUACUUGGUGGGUUUUUCUCCGUAUGCACAUUGGUAUACAGUCUCUGAGAACUGGCUUGGUGACUUUGCUUCACUACAGGUUAAAAGACCAUAAGCAAACUGGUUAUUUAAAAUGUAAAAAGGAAUAUGAAAGUCUUAUUAAAACACUUCAUUGAAAAUAUACAGUCUAAAUUUAUUAUUUAAAUUUUACUAGCAAAAGUCUUAGGUGAACAAUCAACUAGUAUUUGUUGAGCUCCUAUUUGCCCAGAGAUGGUCAUAUUUAAACAGAAGUAUACGUUUUUCAGUUUCAACAUGAAUUUUUUUAUUUCUGUCAGUUAUGACAUCCACAAGCAUCACUUUUUGUGUCUGUUUUUUUUUUUUUUCUUGGACUAAAUUCAACUGCAUGGAAGCGGUGGUCAGAAGGUUGUUUUAUACGAGAACAGGCAGAAAGUGCCCAUUGUUCAGGAUUCUAAUAGCUACAUCUACUUAAUAUCUUCAUUUCUAAAUUGACUGCUUUUACCUUUUUCUCAUGUUUAUAUAAUGGUAUGCUUGCAUAUAUUUCAUGAAUACAUUGUACAUAUUAUGUUAAUAUUUACACAAUUUAAAAUAUAGAUGUGUUUUAUUUUGAAGUGAGAAAAUGAACAUUAACAGGCAUGUUUGUACAGCUAGAAUAUAUUAGUAAGAUACUGUUUUUCGUCAUUCCAGAGCUACAACUAAUAACACGAGGUUCCAAAGCUGAAGACUUUGUAUAAAGUAUUUGGGUUUUGUUCUUGUAUUGCUUUCUUUCAACAGUUUCAAAAUAAAAUAUCAUAUAAAUAUUGAGGGAAAUGUUUUCAUAUUUUUCAAAAUAGGUUUUUAUUGUUGAAUGUACAUCUACCCCAGCCCCUCAAAAGAAAAACUGUUUACAUAGAAAUUCCUACACAUACGUUUGCGUAUAUGUUAUUUUAAACAUCUUUGUGGUGAGAAUUUUUUCCCCGAUAUUCUCCUUCUGUCAAAGUCAGAACAAAUUCAGGGAAUUUAUUUUCUGGCAGUUGUGCUCCAGUCCUUUUAAAAUUGUACAUGAACAUGUUUUAGAAACAAUAUGGAGGAUGAUGCAUACAUGUCGGUCAAGUUCAGCGCUCGACAUUUUAUGGAAAGAUUUUUUUAACCUUACCACGAAAUACUUAACUACUGUUUAAGUGAAUUGACUUAUUUCACUUUAGUUUUUGAACUGUGAUUAUUGGUAUACUGUUAUAUCCUCAACUUGGAUUUAUGGUAACCCCUUAUAGUUCAUGGAGACCAAAAUUUGGGGUAUUUAUAAUAGUCAGCGCAGGAAUGCACAUGGAAUAUCUACUUGUCCUUUUGAACCUCACGAGUCAUCCAGAAUGUAUAGACAGGAAAAGCAUGUCUUAUUUAAAACUGUAAUUUAUGGGCUCAGGAUCUGACCGCAGUCCCGGGAGUAAGCAUUUCAAAGGGGGAAGGCAGUGUGGUCCCUACCCUGUGUGAAUGUGAGGAUGUAGACAUCCAUCAGUGCAACUCGAGCUCCAUCCUCCUCCGAUUUCUAAGGUUCCAGUUUUCUGGAGGGACAGUCAUCAUGUUUUGAUUUAUCUGGGAGAAAACUGUGGUGCACAGCUUGUGAGGAGGGCAAGGUUGUGACGUUCGAGCUUAGUUCUGGUGUUAUUCUGUCUCCUCUUCUUUGUCAUCAGCCAAAACGUGGUUUUUAAAGAGAGUCAUGCAGGUUAGAAAUAAUGUCAAAAAUAUUUAGGAAUUUAAUAACCUUUAAGUCAGAAACUAAAACAAAUACUGAAAUAUUAGCUCUUCCUACACUUCGUGUUCCCCUUUAGCUGCCUGAAAAUCAAGAUUGCUCCUGCUCAGAUCUUCUGAGUGGCUAAAACUUAUGGAUAUGAAAAAUGAGAUUGAAUGAUGACUAUGCUUUGCUAUCAUUGUUACCUUUCCUCAAUACUAUUUGGCAACUACUGGGACUCUUCAGCACAAAAGGAAUAGAUCUAUGAUUGACCCUGAUUUUAAUUGUGAAAUUAUAUGAUUCAUAUAUUUUAUGAAUCAGAAUAACCUUCAAAUAAAAUAAAUCUAAGUCGGUUAAAAUGGAUUUCAUGAUUUUCCCUCAGAAAAUGAGUAACAGAGUCCACGGCGUGCAAUGGUAAUUAUAAAUUGGUGAUGCUUGUUUGCAAAUUGCCCACUCGUGAUAAGUCAACAGCCAAUAUUUAAAACUUUGUUCGUUACUGGCUUUACCCUAACUUUCUCUAGUCUACUGUCAAUAUCAUUUUAAUGUAAUUGAUUGUAUAUAGUCUCAAGAAUGGUUGGUGGGCAUGAGUUCCUAGAGAACUGUCCAAGGGUUGGGAAAAUCCAAAUUCUCUUCCUGGUUCCAGCACUGAUUUUGUACAUAAACAUUAGGCAGGUUGCUUAACCUUUUUAUUUCAAACUCUCUCAACUCUAAAGUGCUAAUAAUAAUCUCAGUUACCUUAUCUUUGUCACAGGGUGUUCUUUUUUAUGAAGAAAAAUUUGAAAAUGAUAAAAGCUAAGAUGCCUUCUAACUUCAUAAGCAAACCUUUAACUAAUUAUGUAUCUGAAAGUCACCCCCACAUACCAACUCAACUUUUUUCCUGUGAACACAUAAAUAUAUUUUUAUAGAAAAACAAAUCUACAUAAAAUAAAUCUACUGUUUAGUGAGCAGUAUGAUUUGUACAUGCCAUUGAAAAUUAUUAAUCAGAAGAAAAUUAAGCAGGGUCUUUGCUAUACAAAAGUGUUUUCCACUAAUUUUGCAUGCGUAUUUAUAAGAAAAAUGUGAAUUUGGUGGUUUUAUUCUAUCGGUAUAAAGGCAUUGAUAUUUUAGAUGCACCCGUGUUUGUAAAAAUGUAGAGCACAAUGGAAUUAUGCUGGAAGUCUCAAAUAAUAUUUUUUUCCUAUUUUAUACUCAUGGAAGAGAUAAGCUAAAGAGGGGACAAUAAUGAGAAAUGUUGGUGUGCUUUUCUAAGCAUUUAAAACAUAAUUGCCAAUUGAAACCCUAAAUAUGUUUACAUACCAUUAAGAUAUGAUUCAUGUAACAAUGUUAAAUUAAUUAUAAUGGGAUUGGGUUUGUUAUCUGUGGUAGUAUAUAUCCUAGUGUUCCUAUAGUGAAAUAAGUAGGGUUCAGCCAAAGCUUUCUUUGUUUUGUACCUUAAAUUGUUCGAUUACGUCAUCAAAAGAGAUGAAAGGUAUGUAGAACAGGUUCACGUGAUUACCUUUUUCUUUUGGCUUGGAUUAAUAUUCAUAGUAGAACUUUAUAAAACGUGUUUGUAUUGUAGGUGGUGUUUGUAUUAUGCUUAUGACUAUGUAUGGUUUGAAAAUAUUUUCAUUAUACAUGAAAUUCAACUUUCCAAAUAAAAGUUCUACUUCAUGUAAUCCAAAAA